This is a messenger RNA of Pyricularia grisea, 3292 nucleotides long. RefSeq lists its product as uncharacterized. NCBI's taxonomy places the organism in Eukaryota, Fungi, Ascomycota, Sordariomycetes, Magnaporthales, Pyriculariaceae. The record is from RefSeq and is a predicted model, not a curated record. Bases 342 to 3047 code for a protein of 901 amino acids. The transcript is spliced from 3 exons. Gene Ontology annotation, biological process: transmembrane transport.
CGUUAACGCUUUUUCUGGGGAUUGUGGACCAGGGAUCUUCACUCGCAUGAACAAAACUGAAGGGGGCGACGCAUUUUUCUUUGCGACCUCCUUGUCCGGAAGGAAACAUGUCUUGUCCAACAUCGAAUUUUUUUUUUCUUUUGUUCAAUUAAAACACUCUUGUUGUUAAUUUUAACCCAACAGCCAACACCCACACGGACUGAGAUUUUAAUCGUUGGAAUUGAAUGCCCUAUCGGCUACUGUUAGGUACCAGGGCCCAAUUGAGACGGCACCUGGUCUGAAAUCAUUCAAUGCACUGAACCGCUUCUCACUCGUCGACGCACCCUCAGACGCACGCCCCCAUGGCGGGAGACUCAAGGUUAUACAGCGGCAUACCCGUGCGCUUUGAGGCGUGUCACACACUGGUGCCGCUGACUCUCAGACGUUCCUUGCUAGCGUGCGGCCUUCUUCUUGGUGCGCCGGCGUUGCUGCCAACCGUCAACGCUGCCUAUGUCGAGUCGGUGCCAUGUUCCGGGCAGGAUGAUUAUUCCAUUGGGGACGGAACCAAGCUGCAGCUGUUCGGGUUUGAUGUUCGCAUGCUCAGUCCGGGUCAGGUCAUGUUCGACAAGAAAACUCCGGUGAACUCGACAACCUUGGAGAUCAAAGUCAAUCUCAACUUCCCAAAUUCCACAGCCUGUGCUGAUGUUCCCGCCCGGGAAUGGGAUGCCUUGAUUAAUUUGCAAAGACCCGGCUCGUCAAACACGAGCAUUCUUCGCCAAGCCAACUACACCUGUCAAACAAGUUUGUAUCCUGAAUCUCAGCCUGGCGUUAUUUCAACCUCUAUCUUCCAAUACGAUGUAGGGCCACUAGAACCCAUGCCAUCCUUUGCUGUAGAACUUUCUUUGGGUCCACUGCAACAGGAGCUGGUGAAUGCGUCCUUUUGUGCAUACUUUGAGGUCAUGCCUGUCCUUGGAAUAGGCUCAAUUCUGGGACUCAGGCUAGGUCCGAUAGCCAUCUUCACUCUUGUCCUGAUAGCUGGAGUCUUGGCUACUCUCUACUCCGACAUGGAUACGCCAUCCGGCUCUUUACACCGUCGGUGGACUUCGAUGGAUGGGAUUGCGCCGGCUCGAGACACCAACUCGGCUGCCACCCGGCCCAUUUUGCCUGGCGUCGGAGAUUGCCUACUGCAUUUGCAAUUUAUAUUCCUCAUGGGAGCCCUGACAGUACACUAUCCGCCCUUUUACCAGCCUGUCACGUCUCAGCUGAGCUGGGCGGGUCUGUUCAGCCCGGUUGGUCCACUCGGCAUCGGUCAAGGAUACACGAAUACCAGGAACGGCAUCUACGAGGUAAAUGGGACUUUGUCUGGCGGUACAUUAGGAUUUGAACUUCUCACUCAGAUCACGGGAGGGCCGAUGAGGAUGGAUAUGUGGUGGAACAUGGUUAUCCUGGCCCUCAUCGUCGCCUUUGCAACGACCCUGCUCCUGCAGACACCUCGAAUAGUGCCUACGAUUCGCGAGAAAUUCACCUCGACGCCUUCGAACCAGCCUCCACCACCGACCAAGCUCGGUGCAACCCGUACAGCUUGGAACGUGAUCAAGGUUGUAUUGAGCUACUUCCUCACGCCCAUCGUAGCGCUGUCGGCAUACCAGCUCUGUAAUCUGUUCUUACCAGUCUAUCACCUAGUCCUGGCGUCACUAUUCAUCUUAGCUAUUGUUGUUUGCUUCAUAUGGAUGUCGAAGGUGGCCCCGAGGAGUCAAUUGGGAAAUCUACUGGUUGGAGGUACCAAAAGCCGUUAUCGGGUUCUGCACCAAAGGGACAACAGCGUCGAUCGACCCAUGACUCAACCGAACAAGCCCAAAAGCGACAAGGCCAGCGAGAUUAACCUCUUUACCAUGAUGUUCUUUGCUAUCGCUUUCAUCAGGGGAGCCACCAUUGGAGGUCUGCAGUCGUAUCCGCUUGCUCAGAUCGCCACGCUGGGUGCCAUGGAGAUGGUCAUGUUCAUCAGCACUUUGUUUCUCCGACCCUUCACCACUCGAGAUUUGGUCAUUUCGGCGGGCAGCUGUGUCGCCCGCUUCGCCGUCAUCAUGCUCACGGUUGUGUUUUUAAACCAGCUGAAUGCCAACUUCCAGACAAAGAUCUCGGUGGGAUACGUCAUCCUAGGCAUCCAUAUGGCCGUUCUUGUCCUUGCCUGCGCUAUUCCAGCGAUACUUCGCUUGAUGGGUCUGGCCCGUGCCAACCUCAAGACUGUUGAUGGAAAACAUGUUUACGGACUGGAUCGGCUCCACAGAAGAAGCACUACUUUCAACAAUCUAUCUCAGUUGGACGUCGACUCUGAUCAUAAUGGAAACUUGGCCCACAGCACGCAUCUCAUAUCGCCAGCUUCAGUUCAUAGCCCUCAUACCUCGUUGGGGAAAGGUUCAAGAACCACAUUUGAUAGCCGCAGAUCGGCCAGCCAGUCAACACAGCGGCCCGUUACCCGCGACCCAUUCUUCCGCGAACCCCGUGCGAAAACAUCCCUAACGUCGCUCAACUCUUUGAACACCCCCAACAGCCCGAUGGACCGCGGCAAGCUCUCUUCGGAAGGCGAGCGCGACUCCCUAGGACCGCUGAGGAAAGCCACGACCUUGAACCUGCCAACGGCCGGCAACUCCUCUAGGAGCCGCCGUCACUCAUCCGCGUCGAUAUUAUCGGACGGCACGCUCGUCGACGCGUCAGAACCUCCCCUGCCACUUGCCCGGCCGGCCCUGGCGCCACGAUGGGGUGACUACUCGUUCCGCGAAGCUGACCUCUACUACCGCCAACCGCCCGCCUACGAAGGCGCGAACGAAGACGAUUGGUCUGCCACAGCGGACUCUUCUUCUACGAACAGACAGGAAGGCCUGCGGAGUUUGAGCGCGGGGGUUAGCGUCUGGGCGCAUCUGACAGGGUCCAAGGCGUCGGGUACGUCUGGCGGCGGUGGUGGAUUCGAGGUGCGCAGGCCGCCGCGACCCAUCCCUGAGCAGUCUGGCAGGUCCGCCUCGGCAGGGACGUUUGAGGUCAGGAGGCCGCCUAAGCCUGUUCAGCAGUGAUGAGCUUUGUCAGUGGUCUGUUCUGGCUUUGUGUUUGGAAAACUUUCAUUUGUUUGGAUAGUGGAAACAUGCUUGAAUUUUUUGUUUGCUAGGAUUUGCAUAGCAUAGCGUUGCAUGGCGUUUUUGGGUAUAUUUAAAGGGUCUCUUAUGGGGGUACCAAUUAAUUUUGGGAUUUCGUUCUUGGAUUAUUGAUAUAUAUACAGCAUGCGCGGAGUUGAUAAUUUAAGGAUAUAUGAUGCUAUGAU